AUGAAGUUUGACUGCUCCAGCGAAGAAUAUCUGUCGUCCAUCUUCAUCAAGCAUGAUGUGCGCAGAGACCGUCUCCUUGACAAGCAGGAGUUGAUCAGCGCCAUCCAUGAAGUGUUCGAUCAGUUCCAUUAUCACAUUGUGAUCGAGAACUACGUACAAGACGACAAGACAGACUACGCAACCUUCAAGCAGAUAUGCUUCAACAUCCGAAGCUCUCAUGUCUCAUACUUUCGCAAGUACAGACUACUUGUCUGGCAAGUGUUUGAAAACCCAGGCUCCAGCUUGAUUGCGAGACUCUGGUCAACUCUUGCAACCUUUGUGAUCUUGCUGUCGACGGUCAGCUUUUGUGUCUCUACCCUACCCAACUUCUACACAGAAGCAGAGCCAGGUACCAUACUCUCUCACACUCAUCCUGCUCCUCAAGCCUGCUUGACAGGAACCCCCGGCUUCACAUACUCAGCGCACGUGUUCUCCUCGAUCGAAGAGUUCUGCAUCAGCGUCUUCACUCUCGACUAUGGGGCUCGACUUCUGUUGCAUCCUACACCACACUCCUGCUUCAUGAACGAGAGCUUGUCUCAGUACUUGCGGUCGAGGCUCAGGUUUGCCAUGGUGCCCAUGAAUGUCAUUGAUUUCCUUGCUAUCGCUCCCUUCUACAUCGAGCUUGCAGCGGCCACUUCAGGUGGGAAAGGUCUGGCCAUCAUCCGAGUGGUUCGAGUUGCUCGAAUCUUCCGGCUCCUCAAGCUGGGAAAGCACCAGAAGGGGCUGGCAGUGAUCAUGAGGACGUUCAGAAGGAGCUGGAGGUUUCUAGUCUCGAUCUCCUUCGUCAUCUUCCUCAUUCAGAUCGUGACUGCGAGUCUCAUCUUCUCCGUGGAGAACGGCGAGAUCUGCCUGAUCGAGUACAAAUGCUCAGGAGGGUCAAAUUCGUACAACAACUGCACUGCCGUCACAUUCGCCGACGGCUCCGUCGGGUGGCUGACAUCUGCGUCGGUCCACAUCAUCGGCUACAGCAACAGGUCCGCAGCAACGGACAACCGAUCCUUCGCUCCCAACGCAAGCUUCCCCGACCCAUCCGCCUGCCUGCCGGAUGGAGUCUGUACAGACGUCGGCAACCUGUGCAUCAAGAGAGACGGCACGAGGUCGCAGUUCAACUCGAUCCCCAACGCCUUGUGGUGGUCGAUGGUGACUAUGACAACCAUCGGAUUCCCUCCUUCCACUAUCUCCUGUUGUCGGCUGACGAGUUCGACCCCUGAAACUCCGCUGGGCUACUUGAUAGGAGGAGUCGCCGCCAUCCUGGGCGUUGUCGUUCUGGCCAUGCCAACGACGGUCAUCGGGACGGAGUUCUCAGAGGCGUACGCUCAGUUCAUGAAAGAGAAGAGCGGGGAGGAGGAGGAGGAGGAGAUGGAGGAUGAGCUCUUGGAGAUGGCCGAGCGGAAGGCGAAAGAUGGAGAAGGAGAUCACGAGGAGGAGGAGGAGGACACUAUUCCCAACAACAUUCCUGUCAAGCACAAGAAACGAUUCCUUGUGGAACUGAAUCUCUACCUGACAGCCCAGAAGGUUUGA
Molecule: messenger RNA, 1560 nt
Organism: Guillardia theta CCMP2712
Lineage: Eukaryota; Cryptophyceae; Pyrenomonadales; Geminigeraceae
Exons: 10
Coding region: 1-1560 (519 amino acids)
Biological process (GO): potassium ion transmembrane transport
Cellular component (GO): membrane
Molecular function (GO): calcium ion binding; voltage-gated potassium channel activity
Source: RefSeq, a predicted model, not a curated record